AAUGUCGACAGUAGGAUGGAAAGCUGGAUUUCUCCAGCCUCAACAGCAUGGCCGUGUAGUUUGUUGAGUGAAACCCGGCCAGACUGACGUUGUUGUGAAGAUAAGUUGAGGUUAUUGUGGUGUGUGUAUGGUGUGUACACUGGGAUGGCGAAUUUCCCGUGAAGUGGAUAGUACGGUGUGCCUACAUUCACGUCUUUACCGUGGUGUUAUAUAGCCAGGAUGGCCCUGGGUUCUCGCCGGACCCUGGGAACCGUCCCUGAUGAAGACUUGUUGACAAGGACUAGUUGGGUGAAUGCUGAAAUCGCCUACAAACAAGUCAAAAAGGGUAAAGAGAAAGGAAAUAUUUACGCACUGUGGGUGCGAUCACAUUUACAAACGUAUUUAUUCAGCAUUGGAUGUUUUAUUCAGUUACAUUGUGGCAAAGUUUUAUUCGUUGGAUUACUACUACUUUCUUUGUGUUGUGUUGGAUUAAAAACGGCUAAAAUAGAAACAAACGUCGAUGAGCUAUGGGUUGAAGAAGGUGGACGUUUGGAGAAAGAGCUAGAGUAUACGCGGAAUACGAUCGGGGAAGGCAGCGGCACAACAAGUGAAAUCGUGAUACAAACGCCACAAUCUUCAAAUACAAUAUUAACUACAGAGUCUUUAUUAUUACAUUUGCAAGCAGUAUUGGAAGCAACAAAGAUACAAGUGGAAAUAAAUGAAGUAACAUGGAAAUUCAAAGAUAUCUGUUAUGCUGCAUCAUUGCCUAUGUUUGAUAUUGAAGUUAUGUCAAAUAUAAUAGACAGAAUGAUUCCUUGUACCAUCAUCACCCCGUUGGAUUGCUUCUGGGAAGGGGCGAAGGUCUUAGGGCCAGAGGCCCCAGCCGUGUUACCAGCAUUUGGAUUUUCCAGUUUGAAAUGGACCAAUUUGAAUCCACAGAAGAUUUUGAAGACUAUGAAAAAUUGGUUCUCUUUUGAACUAGAUUCAAUAGGGGAAAUUUUCGAAAAGGCUGGUAUUACAACUGGUUACCAGGAGAAACCUUGUCUCAACCCUGCUGAUCCAGAGUGCCCUGACACAGCACCCAACAAGAAAUCAGGAAAUCCUCCAAACAUUGGAGAGCAGCUAACCAAUGGCUGUCAAGGAUUUGCCACCAAGUACAUGAACUGGCCAGAAGAACUAAUUGUUGCUGGUGUUCGCAAGAGCAGGAAUGGCCAGAUUAUCAAGGCUGAGGCAUUACAGUCAGUGGUUCUGUUGAUGGGGGAGAAGGAUUUCUUUGAGUAUUAUCAAGAAGAUUACAAAGUCCACAAUUUGGACUGGACGCAGAACUCAGCCAAAGAAAUCUUGCAGACCUGGCAACGAAAAUUCACAGAGAAAAUCAACCAGGUGACAAAUAUAACCUCCAGCGAUCAAGUUCGUGCAUUUUCAACGAUGUCACUGGUGGAUUUACUUGGGGAGUUUUCGAGCGUUAGCGUGGUCAGAGUUGCACUGGGAUACGUUCUAAUGGUGGUUUACGCAUGUGUUAGUUUGUUGCGAUGGAAUGAUGCCGUCAACUCUCAGAGUACCGUGGGUAUUUUGGGCGUCCUCUUGGUAGCACUGUCUGUGGCCGCAGGACUGGGCAUGUGCUCUGCCCUGGGAAUUUCCUUCAACGCUUCAACCACACAGAUAAUUCCUUUCUUGGCACUGGGACUUGGGGUGGAUGACAUGUUCCUUAUCGCUCACACAUACUCCGAGAACUUCAGAUCCUCCAACAUACCACACAUGGACCAGACAGGUGAAUGUCUGAAGAGAACGGGAGUUAGUGUUCUCCUUACAUCACUCUCCAACAUGUUGGCUUUCUUCACGGCAGCUAUUAUUCCCAUCCCCGCUCUACGGGCAUUCUCCCUGCAGGCGGGGAUUCUAGUCCUGUUUAACAUGGGCUCUGUGUUGUUGGUGUUUCCCGCUCUUGUCAGCAUUGACCUCAAAAGGAGAGAAGCCCGUAGAGUUGAUUUCCUCUGCUGUUUUAGUGGAUCCACCACAACCAAAGUCAUAGACCUUCAACCUCAGGAGAAGCGGCACAUUCGUGCUCAUGUACCUCCCUCUGGUGGCCAGUCAAGGGAGGGAACUCCACCUCGAGGCUACAGUCCUCCACCAUCCUACAGUCCUCCUCCUACCUAUAGCAGCUCAGUACAUGAAACCAUUUCCCAGUCUGACGUGGAGGGUGGCCCUGUGGUAACAACACUAGCACCGGCAGGGACGGCUUACUUCACCAGAAAUCCCUCCCUGCCUUCAGUGUGCCCGUCAACAACGUCAUCUCAGCAGUGCCUGGCGCCAGCAGAGAGCGUGACUUGUGGCCAGCGCUGCCUCCAGGUGCAGAAGGAAUGCGCCUCCUGGUCACUCACUGGGCUUGCCACAAACUACUACGCACCGUUCUUACAGAAAACCUACGUCAAGGUGUUUGGGAUAAUUUUCUUCCUGAUUCUGCUGGGGACUGGGAUAUGGGGCACGGCCCAGGUUAAGGAUGGACUGGUCCUAACUGACAUCGUACCGCGAGACACUAUGGAGUACCAGUUUAUUGAGGCUCGAUCCAAGUACUUCGGAUUUUACAACAUUCAUCUGGUGACACAGGCUGAUUUUGAUUACCCGAACAAUCAGAAAUUACUAAUGGAAUACCAUCAAGCCUUUGAGAAAGUGUCACGGAUUAUCAAAGAAGAUGAUGGAACUCUGCCCAGCUUUUGGCUCAGCAUGUUCAAACAGUGGCUCUUAGAUAUCCAAGAACACUUUGAUGCAGAUUUUAAGGCUGGCACAAUCACUAAAGACGAGUGGUAUGGUAAUGCCUCGGAUGAAGGGAUCCUGGCAUACAAGCUACUGUUACAGACUGGAGAUACAGACAACCCUGUCAAUGCAGAACAGGUUACCACAGCAAGGUUGGUUGACGCUGAUGGCAUUAUUCCUCCCAAAGUCUUUUACAACUAUCUGUCUGCCUGGGUGUCCAAUGAUGUGAUGGCUUACCAGGCAUCUGCUGCCUCUAUACAUCCACUUCCAAAACCGUGGUACCAUGAACCGAGGGAUAUACAUGACAACAAAAUACCCAAAUCUCAGCCAAUUACAUACGCCCAGAUUGCCUUCUACCUUAGCAACCUCUCUGAUACUGAGGCUGUGAUUGACACUAUAAAGGAAAUCAGAGAAAUAUGUGACACAUUUACAGAAAAGGGCCUUCCAAAUUACCCUUCGGGUAUUCCCUUCACCUUCUGGGAGCAAUAUCUCCAUCUCCGCUUCUACCUGCUGAUGGCGCUGUUGUGUAUUUUAGGAGUUACGUUCGUUGUCAUCUGUUUUUGUCUGAUGAAUCCAUGGGCAGCAGCAGUUGUGGUGUUUGUAUUAUCCAUGAUGGUGGUGGAGCUCUUCGGUGUCAUGGGCAUUAUUGGAGUUCGUCUUAGUGCUGUGCCGGCAGUCAUACUGAUCGUUGCUGUGGGGAUAGGGGUGGAAUUUACAGUGCAUAUUUGUGUGAGUUUUAUGACGUCGAUCGGGUCUCGGAAUCGCCGAAUGUCCAUGUCUCUCACUCACACAUUUUCACCUGUGGUGCACGGAGCAAUCUCCACAUUUUUGGGGAUAAUCAUGUUGGUGGGAUCAGAAUUUGACUUUAUUGUCAAGUAUUUCUUCAAUGUACUCACAGCCCUGGUGAUACUGGGGCUUCUCAAUGGGCUUCUACUUCUGCCUAUUUUACUCUCCAUCUUGGGGCCGCAAGGGGAGGUACGACCCAAGAUUGAUGAAGAGCGGAUAGCUCCACCCACUCCUGAACCCAUCCCUCGAGCUGUGGAUCGGCCAAGCAGGUCGACAAGUCGCAGGGUGUAUCCUAGAAUUCCAUCAAACAUCUCGCUCACGACAAUAACAGAGGAGCACUCCUCACAGUACUCUUCCCACGAGAUCAUUGUGCAGCCUGAGGUUGUCGUGGAGACCACCACAGUACCAGGAGGUGUGCAGUAUGAGAGCCGAUCCAGCAGUAGAAACAGUACGCCACCUGGAUCUGUUCCGUCUACGCCACCGCCGGGUCCCAAACAUGUCACCCGGGUCAAGGCCACUGCUACAGUCAAAGUAGAAGUCCACACGCCGUUGCCGGGAAGUUCAUGUGCAUUUUCAGAGCCCGAGAUCAGCCGAACCAGAAGCAACAGUAAAGAGAAAGAACAGAGUUACAAAAGUAAACGAAGGAAGUUAAAAGAGAUAGAUAAUUCUGAUUCUGACUCCGGCUCAGGUUCAAGCAGUCAGUGUUAG
Liolophura sinensis is the source of this 4224-nucleotide messenger RNA. Its product is annotated as protein patched homolog 1-like. Gene Ontology annotation, molecular function: smoothened binding; hedgehog family protein binding; hedgehog receptor activity. The transcript is spliced from 28 exons. Lineage: Eukaryota; Metazoa; Mollusca; Polyplacophora; Chitonida; Chitonidae. The record is from RefSeq and is a predicted model, not a curated record. The coding region runs from base 220 to 4224 and encodes 1334 amino acids. Gene Ontology annotation, cellular component: plasma membrane. Gene Ontology annotation, biological process: negative regulation of smoothened signaling pathway.